Aspergillus pseudotamarii is the source of this 1514-nucleotide messenger RNA. RefSeq lists its product as uncharacterized. Bases 392 to 1141 code for a protein of 249 amino acids. The transcript has a single exon. NCBI's taxonomy places the organism in Eukaryota, Fungi, Ascomycota, Eurotiomycetes, Eurotiales, Aspergillaceae. The record is from RefSeq and is a predicted model, not a curated record.
GGCUAACUUGCAUGGUGGAUAAGUCUCAACUGUAAAAAAAAGAAACCGUACUCCAGAGAGGAGAAGGGUAUCACGGAUGCUCGCUACACAAUCCGAUCUGCAUACUGCUAACUCAACUUCCCAACUUCUUAGCGCCCGGUUGUGGCUCCCUUUGCUGAGGUGUAAACUGACCUAAGCGACUGAGGACGUCAAACACGGCGGCUAUACAAAUUCACUCGCAACAACUACCAGAUUAUUGAGCAAAAACAAGGGCUGCAAGCCUAAGUGGAGGAAAUUGGGGGUUGCAUCGUACCGACCUAAAUUAUAUAGAACUUGCCUGGUUCGCGUCCAGCACCUUCUACCACUUUUCGUUCUGAUACGUACGGCCUACUACACUGCUGUACCAAAUAUUAUGAUGGAACUUCCCGGCCAUAAGUCCGGUCUAUUGUUGUCCAGUUACACCUCGAUCCAGCCUCUGCCUAGUAUGGCAAACUCGGAUAUCUCUCACCAGAUCACCAGCCUCAUCGAGGUCACAGAAGGCAUCGUCGAGGCGUAUAACCCGAUCAAAAACCUCCGUGGCCUACCCGAUGCCUUCCGGGAAGUGAACAACCUCCUUCCUUUCAUCAAACAAAUCCUUCAAGAUGCUAAGCGUCCGACGAAGAGAGUCCUAUCCGCCAACGACACUGAGGCCCUGAAGACGGCCCUGUGUAGCUGCGGCGAGAAGGCUAACAAUCUACUGGAGAUCUUCCAGAAGUUCGCAAAGAGGACGAAUGGCCGAUACAACUCUUCCGUGUACCGGGCAAUUAUUAUUCAGCACGGCAAGCAUAAUGUUGAAACGCUGGCGGACGGUAUUUUGCAGGAUCUAGGGGCCCUUGUGACGCACCACAUAUUUCCGGCGGACCUGCAGAGGCAAGUCAAGUCAUUGGAGAAUGCUCGAGAGGCGCUAGCGAAAGUGUCUCCAUCACUAACUGACUUCGAUCUGGCCGACCAGCCUCAUGCUGCCCACCAGUAUGGGGAUCAUGGCCGCCAGUAUAACCUGCUCGGCGAGGGUAGCCAGAGAAUCGCGGAUGGUCACUAUUUCGAGGCGCGGGGAAAUCAGACGUUCGGCAUGUUCCCGCCGAAGAGUUUUAUGAACAGCUCUGAAAUCGCUGCUGGUCAAUGAGAUUUUAGCGUUAUCCUAGCAUCACCGUCUCCCAGCCCUAACAUUAUUUGCGUCCAAACUACACGGUUUUUAGACAAGCUCCUAACGUUCGUGCGUUGUAGGGGAAUGGUCUCUUAACAGCCCCCACUGGUGCCAGGGCCGUGCGCGCCCUUACAGUGGAUUGGGGGAGGCAGGGCAUCUCUGGUGUGUUUCGCCCUGCAGAUUUUUUUGGGCUUUGAUAUCGUUUUGUUUGUUUAGGUGGUCUGUCAGCCAUCGGGGACCUCACCUUCCGGUCACUUAGAACGUUGGUGAGAUGGACAUGAUAGGCAUCUAUGUGGGUGGUUAAAGAUUGCUGAGAGAGAUCCUGUUUGUAUAAACAAAGCCUACAACUAUA